This is a messenger RNA of Geodia barretti, 999 nucleotides long. NCBI's taxonomy places the organism in Eukaryota, Metazoa, Porifera, Demospongiae, Tetractinellida, Geodiidae. The record is from the annotation of a GenBank genome assembly.
CUAAGUAGUGUUGCGGCAUAAAGCAGUACAAAUAGGGACAGUAACAGACUUCUGGAGCACGUAAUACAGGCUUGAAACACGAUGGUAAGUGCUUUUGUUUGUUUCAAACGCAAAUUUAGUGUCGUUUGCUGCUCGUGCGCGCGCGCGCGUGGCACCACUGUGACAAGAUUUGCGUCACUCGUUCUUUUCAGUCCAGUGGUUCAGGCAGAGGCAGAGGGCCGGGCUCGGGAGAUAAGGGAGGGAGUGGUAUGGGACUCUGCUACAGCUCGCUGUUGUCUCAAGCCCAACCUAAGCUAGCAAGAAGAAUAGUGCCAGCUGACAACUCGUGCCUCUUCAGGAGCAUCAGUUACCUGAUCACAAACGACACGGAUUCGCCGUCAGAGCUGCGCCAGUUGGCGGCCGGGAUUAUUCUGUCUAAUCCUCAUCGAUACUCGUCUGUGGUGUUGGGGAAGGAGAGGCAGGAGUACGUGGAAUGGCUACUGAGAGAUGAAUCUUGGGGAGGAGCAAUAGAGCUAUCGGUACUAAGUGAGCACUAUAAAGUUGAGCUGGAUGUGGUGGACAUACAGAGCCAGAGAAUCGAUCGUUUUGGUGAAGGUGCAGGGUUCAGGGACAGAGCCCUGCUGAUAUACGACGGCAUUCACUACGAUCCUCUGGUCAUGGAGGGAGUGGGCGGGGCCGGCGGUCAGAGAAUGUUCCCCGUGAGCGACGCAAGGAUUCUGGAGAAGGCUUCUCAGCUGGCGAGAGAAGCAUUUCAGGCUCGUCAGUACACGGACGUUGCGAAAUUUUCUCUCAAGUGCCUGGCAUGUGGGACUGGUCUACAGGGACAGUCUGAGGCACAGAGACACGCAAUGGAGACCGGUCACAUCAACUUCGGAGAAGUAUAGCCAAACAUGAACUAACAACAACAUCCCUUCUUCUGUGUUAUGCUCCAAAUCACUUCCGAAUCUUGUGUUAAUCUGGUUUAUUACUCUUUCUUCACUAUCUCCCUUCAGAAACUGC